Messenger RNA from Dryobates pubescens (Downy woodpecker), 2382 nucleotides. It is a transcript of the gene GPR137C, whose product is annotated as G protein-coupled receptor 137C. The transcript is spliced from 7 exons. The coding region runs from base 89 to 1288 and encodes 399 amino acids. Gene Ontology annotation, biological process: positive regulation of TORC1 signaling. NCBI's taxonomy places the organism in Eukaryota, Metazoa, Chordata, Aves, Piciformes, Picidae. Gene Ontology annotation, cellular component: lysosomal membrane. The record is from RefSeq and is a predicted model, not a curated record.
AUGGGGGUGUCGAGUCGGGGCUGAGGGGAGGAAGGGGAAGGGGAGGGCGCGGCGACCGUUUGUCGGGCCGUUGCCUUCCCGCUGCCCCAUGAGCCCGACGGCAGCGGCCCUCGCUGAGGGGGCGGCCCUGGCUGAGGGGGCCGCCGUGCCCUACGCGGUGGAGCUGGGUCUGACCGUGCUCCACACGGCUCUUUACGCCGCGCUCUUCCUCUUCGCCUACCUGCAGCUCUGGCUGCUCCUCUACUACCGGGAGCGGCGGCUGAGCUAUCACACGCUCUGCCUCUUCCUUUGCCUGCUCUGGGCAGCCCUCAGGACCACCCUCUUCUCCUUCUACCUGCAGAACUCUCUGCAGGCCCUCCGCCUCCAGCAGCCCUUUGCCCACUGGCUUCUCUACUGCCUGCCCGGCUGCCUGCUCUUCUCUAGCCUCUGCCUCCUCAACCUCUAUUUCGCUGAGGUCAUAUUCAAAGUCAAAUGUGCAGCUGAAUUCAACAAGUACAAGGUGGUGUUGUACCUGGGCUCCAUAUUUACCAGCCUCCUCUUCUUAGUUGUGAACUUAACUUGUGCAAUGUUAAUCCAUGGUGAGGUCCCAGAGAGCCAGCUGAAGUGGACAGUCCUUGCCCGUGCCCUGGUCAACGAUAGCCUCUUCAUCCUCUGUGCCAUCUCACUGGCUUGCUGCAUGUGCAAACUGGGAAAGAUGUCUUCAGCGAAUGUCUACCUCGAGUCUAAGGGAACAUCUGUCUGCCAGGCUAUUCUUGUGGGAUCUGUAGUGGCUCUUCUGUAUUCCUCAAGGGCUUGCUAUAACCUGGUAGCUGUGGCCAUAUCUCCAGACAGUGUUCCUGGUCCUUUUAACUAUGGCUGGGACAACCUUUCAGACAAGAUGCACAUGGAAGUGAGCAGUGAGGAGUAUGUGGUGUUUGGAGUGGUCCUCUUCCUCUGGGAGCUGGUGCCAACCACUUUUGUGGUGCUCUUCUUCCGGGCUCAGAGGCUGAGUCAGAACCUGACUCCAGCAGGGAUGGUCAACAGUCACAGUUACAGCUCCAGAGCUUACUUCUUUGACAAUCCAAGGCGCUAUGACAGUGAUGAUGACUUGUCACGGCUUGGGGCUAGAGAAGGAGGCUUGGCCACCCCUCAGUGCUCUGGCUGCUACGGGUCCCUGGCUGGGAAUGACAGCAUCGUGGUGGGUGCCCAUCUGGGCUCAACCGCUCCGGACAGCGCUCCCUUGCUCUUUGCCGCAGGCGGCUCAGAGAUGAAUAACCACCAUAGCUCAUACCCUCCCCCACAGAACUAAAGAGGCUGCCAGGUCCUUCUCCCAGAAGUGGCAUUCAUGUAUAGGACUGUGACCUGUUUGUUUUUCUUCCCACCUUCCCCAAAGCAUCUAACCUGUCAACACAAACAUUCCACUACCUGCUGUGGCCGUUAGCAGGACCCUGAGCCUACGGCUGCCGGCGGUGAGCAAGAGAACUGUGACUUUAAGGUACCAUGUAGCAAAGUGAAGCUGAACUUUCUCUGGAAGCUUUUUUUUUUUUCCUUUUUGGUGGUUUUAAGUUCUUCUUGGUCUGGUCUUCAAGAUGUUGGCAGCUAAAAUUGCACCAGAGCUUCCUCACUAGAAAAGAAAACAUCAAAAAAAUGCGUAUUUGCACUUUUUAUCUGCACACUUGGAAGGAACGGAUCUUGCUCAGGCCAUGCUUGGUCUGAGACUGUUCUAAUUAAUUACUCCUUUUUAAUUGCACAUCUGUGGCUAGGAGAGGCACUGUCCUCCCUGCAAAGACCUGUUCCUGAAGUCCUCUGCAUCCUGACUCAUUUGGGAGUGUGAAGCUGUGUGGGCCUCCUGCAGGGAACCUUGACAUGCGCUAUGCCAUGCUGACACCUGGCAGGGCUAAGCCUGGGCUUGUUCUGGCUGCUGGUCCUGGUUUCACCUCGUGGCCAAGCUCCCCUACCUAGGGCUGUGGGGUGGAAGCUGAGCUCAGAGCAUAUCCUAGCAGAAGCCUCAGCGUGAUAUCAAGUGCUCCUACUGGCAUUAAGGUAGUCACCAACCCCCACUGGCUUAUGGUGAAGGAGGAGGGCUGGCACGGAUGGAAGCUGAUGGCAGGUGAUGUGGGACAAGAAGCUGCUGCCUUCAGGGAGAGCUUCAAGCUGGAGUGGCCCAAAGCACAUGUAAUACCAGGGCUGCUGCAAGUGGUGGGGGGUGGCCAGUGGUCCUGCUCCCCCCUCCUCUUCACCCAUGGUGGGGCUCCCCUUUCCCCUCUCAGUAUUAAACUGCUUUGAGCAAAUAACCAAGAGUUUUAACCCUGAAGUGAAUGUGAACUGGUGGGGUCCCCUCUGAGAUGCAGGAGGUGGCUCUUGUGGUGGAAGUGGGAGCUGAGGGAAGGGCUCUGUGUUUUC